UUCCAUUGCGGCGGCGUUGCCUCAGGGAUUUGACGAGAGUGGGGUGAUAGUGGUGUUGCCGCCGUCUUCGUCUUUGUCGUAAGAGGAGGAGGAGGAGGAGGAGGAGGAGUAGGAGGAAGAGGAUGGUGAAGGUGCCGUUGGCGACAUGGCGAGCCGUUCUCUUGGUGACAAUACUGGCGUCCCUGAGCCUCCAAAUCCAUGCCAACGACGCCAUGCUGCUGAAGUCGGGCUGGAAGGGGAUGGGGGGGGCGGCCGGGGCAGAGCGGCGCUCUGAGGGCCCCGGGGGGACCGCCACGCCCCUCCCGCAGAACACUCUCUGGUGCCACUGCUACCACCAGUGUCCCGACAACGCCGUCAACAACACCUGCCCUACGGAUGGCUACUGCUUCACCAUGGUGGAGGAGGAGGGGGGCGUGGAGGUGCACACGGCUGGGUGCAUCGGCCUGGCUGGCUCCGAGUUCCAAUGCAGGGACAACGUGAACGCCCGUCUGAGGCGAGUGCUGGAGUGUUGCACAGACCGGGAUUACUGCAACAAAGACCUGCACCCCGCUCUGACCCCGCUAACAGAGCCAGAUUUCGUGGACAGUAGUAUCCACCUCAUGGCUCUCUUCAUCUCCAUCACGGUCUGCACUAUUAUCCUGGGCCUCAUCAUCGCCUUCUGGUAUUUCAGAUAUAAGCGGCAGGAGUCACGCCCGCGCUACAGUAUCGACCUGGAACAGGAUGAGACCUACAUACCCCCUGGAGAGUCCCUGAAGGAUCUCAUCGAGCACUCCCGCAGCGUGGGCUCCGGGUCGGGCUCAGGGCUCCCCCUGCUGGUGCAGCGCACCAUCGCCAAGCAGAUCCAGAUGAUGAAGCAGGUGGGGAAGGGGCGCUACGGGGAGGUGUGGAUGGGCCGGUGGCGGGGCGAGAGGGUGGCCGUCAAGGUGUUCUUCACCACCGAGGAGGAGAGCUGGUUCAGGGAGACGGAGAUCUACCAGACCUUCCUCAUGAGGCACGACAACAUACUGGGAUUCAUAGCGGCGGACAUCAAGGGCACUGGCUCGUGGACGCAGCUCUACCUGAUCACUGACUACCACGAGAACGGCUCGCUGUACGACUACCUCCGCUCCAACACGCUGGACGUGCGCGCGCUGCUCAAGCUGGCCUACUCCGCCAUCUCGGGCCUCUGCCACCUGCACACGGAGAUCUACGGCACGCAGGGCAAGCCCGCCAUCGCCCACCGCGACCUGAAGAGCAAGAACAUCCUGGUGAAGAGGAACGGCUCCUGCUGCAUCGCCGACCUGGGCCUGGCGGUCAAGUUCAACAGCGAUACCAACGAGGUGGACAUCCCCCCCAACCUGCGGGUGGGCACCAAGCGCUACAUGCCCCCCGAGGUGCUGGACGAGAGCCUGAACCGAAACUACUUUCAGUCCUUCAUGAUGGCCGACAUGUACAGCCUGGGCCUCAUCCUGUGGGAGAUGACCCGCCGCUGCACGUCUGGAGGCAUCGUGGAGGACUACCAGCUGCCCUACUUCGACCUGGUGCCAGGGGACCCGUCCUACGAGGACAUGAGGGAGGUGGUCUGCAUCAAGAAACAGAGACCCUCCUUCGCCAACCGCUGGAGCAGCGACGAGUGUUUACGGCAGGUGGGCAAGCUGAUGUCCGAGUGUUGGGCUCACAACCCGGCCUCCCGCCUGACCGCCCUGCGGGUGAAGAAGACCCUGGGGGCGAUGGGUGCCCUCUAG
This is a messenger RNA of Gadus chalcogrammus (walleye pollock), 1724 nucleotides long. RefSeq names its product bone morphogenetic protein receptor, type IBb (gene bmpr1bb). Gene Ontology annotation, cellular component: plasma membrane; signaling receptor complex. The record is from RefSeq and is a predicted model, not a curated record. Gene Ontology annotation, biological process: BMP signaling pathway; cellular response to growth factor stimulus; dorsal/ventral pattern formation. NCBI's taxonomy places the organism in Eukaryota, Metazoa, Chordata, Actinopteri, Gadiformes, Gadidae. Bases 123 to 1724 code for a protein of 533 amino acids. Gene Ontology annotation, molecular function: ATP binding; SMAD binding; transforming growth factor beta receptor activity, type I. The transcript has 12 exons.